GGGAAACCAUUACGACUGUGGAAAAUUCCACUUGAUUUCUUUCUUUCAUUGGCAUACACUUGAUGCUUCAGAUCAGGAAACAAUGAGCUGCUUUACUCAAAUGCUGGAAAACUGGAUUAGUUUUCCUUAUUUAGAAGACUACCUGACCUCGGUGGUUCACCCUCUGUGGUUUUUUGUGCUUCCGAUGUUGUUUUAUUCAGCAAUAUUGGUUUUCUGGGUUUUUUCCUCUUGUGCCUCACUAUUGUUAUAUAUUUACAAGAAGAUGAAUAACCACCAAGAAAAUGAUUUUUAUAGCAAAUUUUGGGACAAGCCAAGGCAAGUUAUGGCUAAAGUUGUAGAUACAUAUGGAAAGAUAUGGCAUGGUUAUGAAGUUAUGGACAUGGAACGUCUCCCUAAAGGUCCAGGGAUUAUUAUUCUCUACCAUCCACCUUUUCCUAUCAACUAUUUAUUAUUUCUGACUAAACUUUAUAAAAAGACAGGGUUACACUGCCAUUCAGUAAUUGAUCACAUGUUGUAUUGGACGCCAGGGAUGAAGAUGCUAUGUGAUGUUACCUUCUUGAGAAAUUACACGAAUGCUGAAUGUGUGGAAAUUCUGAAGAAAGGCUAUUUAUUGGGCAUUAUACCUGGUGGAGCUAGAGAAGGAAACUUUAGUAAUGAUUACAGCUUAAUGUGGGGUAACCGCACAGGUUUUGCUCGGAUAGCUUUGGAGGCGAAAGUGCCCAUCAUCCCUAUAUUUACCCAAAACAUGUGUGAAGUAUACAGGACCAUUGGAAAUACAAGGCUGACAAAAUGGCUGUAUGAGAAAACUCGAUGUAUAUUCCUUCCCUCUUAUGGAGGGUUCCCAGUGAGAUUGAGGACAUAUGUUGGAGAACCCAUCCCAUAUGAUCCAAAUAUAACUGCCACAGAGCUGGCUGAAAAAGCAAAGACUGCACUGGAAAAUCUUCGGGAUAGACACCAAAAGAGGCCAGGAAAUAUAUUAAGAGCUCUUUUAGAACGAUUUGAUAAGCAUGACAAAGCCAACUAG
Molecule: messenger RNA, 1024 nt
Organism: Podarcis muralis (Common wall lizard)
Lineage: Eukaryota; Metazoa; Chordata; Lepidosauria; Squamata; Lacertidae
Source: RefSeq, a predicted model, not a curated record